Molecule: messenger RNA, 2785 nt
Organism: Pomacea canaliculata
Lineage: Eukaryota; Metazoa; Mollusca; Gastropoda; Architaenioglossa; Ampullariidae
Product: delta-like protein D
Exons: 7
Coding region: 759-2132 (457 amino acids)
Biological process (GO): establishment or maintenance of epithelial cell apical/basal polarity; heterophilic cell-cell adhesion
Cellular component (GO): plasma membrane; protein-containing complex
Molecular function (GO): calcium ion binding
Source: RefSeq, a predicted model, not a curated record
CCGUUGAACAAACAGAAGGACUUCAUGACCACUUUGCUAAGCUCCCUCUAGGAGAUGUGUCAAAGGUCAGACCUUUGGAUUACCUCUUUUCUGCUUUGCUGUCGACCUCGUCUUUAUGACAUCGUGUCCUGCAGGGUGGUGAACACGAGACAACUGCAAUGUUCAUCCCAUAGGAUACUCCUGUGCCAGAACUAAAUAUUGCCGUAUUAGCAGGUGACGAAUAGUUGCAAAAGGAUGUGUAUACAAAUAAACAAUCAUACAAGCUCGCAGCUUCCAGACAACAUAGGCGACUCGUUUUUGAGUGAGAGCUGUUCAGGGUUCACAAACAGGUUCGUUCCUUGUCGCAACAAAGCCAACAAGCAUCUUACAUCGCAGCUCCUCUGCCCAAGGUGAAGCAUCGACCAGCAGGCGCGAGCAGACUCCGCGUGGGCGCUUGCGCGAAACAUCUUCUCGUGCGAGCGGCGCGAGACAACGCGUUGUUUUGCGCGACCUGGCCUGGCAGUCUUGAUCGAUCAGUUAAUAGGUACCGCGGAUCGGAUUCGCUCCCAGCCACUGUUGCAUCUCAGAGCACUGCUCAGCCGGAAGAGAAGGAAAGAAGAAAGACCGUUCGCCAUCAACGAGGCAACCAUGUCCUUCCAGUCCAGAUUGUUUUGAGGGGAGGAGUGCGGCUUGCGUCGUGUGCUGUUGGGACUGCCGGUCAAAGGGUGCACAUCCGGGACAGGAGGGACACGUUUUGGGGAGCUAGGAGACGUUCCACGAUGUUUUCUCGUGCUGCAAGCGCGGGCAUCUUAACGAACACGCCGGACGCUGAGCUAUUUUUAGCCGUGCUCGCAUGCGUUUGCUUCAGGAACUCAGGGGCGGAGACUGGUCUCUGCGAGUCAUCCCCCUGUCAGAAUGGCGGAGUGUGCAACCAGGUGCUGACCACUUACUACUGCUACUGUCCGGACACCUACGAUGGCCGUGACUGCCAAAUCAAGCUCGCCCACCCGAAGCACGUCUCCUGCAAGUCGUCUCCUUGCAUCAACGGGGGCACGUGCCACCAACUGACGCACACCUACUAUUGCGAGUGCCCCAGCAACUACCGCGGCUCCAACUGCGAAAGCAAACUCGAACCAAGGGAGCACUGCCAGUCCUCGCCGUGUAAAAAUGGCGGCACGUGUUACGACUUGUUGUUCACCUACUACUGUGAGUGCCCUCGCCACUACCACGGCAACGACUGUCAGAUUCGAGAAGUGCUUCAGAAACACUCCUGUGACUCCUCCCCGUGCAAAAACGGCGGCACGUGCCAGGAACUGGACUUCACCUAUCGCUGCGUGUGUCGCGAGGGCUUCCUGGGUCUUAACUGCGAAGUAGAAAACGUGUUAGCAGACUACUGUUCCUCGAUUCCGUGUCAGAACGGAGGUGUGUGCCACAACACGGAGCUUUUCCGGUACAUCUGUGUCUGUACCAAGGACUAUCGCGGACGGAACUGUGAACUCAAGAAGCACUCGACACCAACCCCGUUUGUUGAACACCAUGGUGAAGGAGGCUUCUACCCGCUGGACGACCCACGAGCGGUGUCAGCCGUGGCCACAGCCGGAAUCUACUCUGGCGUGGCUCUGGGCUGCGUGGGUGUGGUGCUCAUCAUCUUCCUCUUUUGGCGCCGGAAGUGCGUCAUGUUGGCCAUGUGCUACGAUACCUCUGACGACACCCCGGCAAACCCACAGGAUCACCCUAGCAACGGCGGCCGCCCUCCAGAGUACAGCAGCCUGCUACCUCCUGCUGUACCCGCUCCGGAAGACAUGCCGCAGCGCGACUACACGGCGGCUGUCGCCGGCGGCAGCGGCAGCGACAGCGGCGGGGCCAGCGGAGUAGGGAGGGAUCGGCCCCCGUCGUACCGCACCGCGACGCAGGUGUUGCUGCCCCACGCGUGUGUCGCACGUUCGCGGCAGACGCAGUGGGGCUGGACCGUCGUUAAGUGCGGGGCCCAGGAAGAUGGCGUCCAUGGCUGUGACCGGAUGCUGCUGCAGGACGCGUCCACGCAGGCGCCACCGGUCUGCCGCACAGUGCCAGAAGACAUCGUCAUCGAUGACAGCGACAGCGAACCGCCCCCGUCCUACGAGGAGGCCAUACGUGAUUCGAACGUGACGUAGUAAUGUGACGAUGGCAAACUUUCCCCCUGCUCCCUCCCCAGGUUUGGUCUGGACGUGCAACAGGCAGUGGAGAUCGCGCCCACGUGGCCUGAUUAUCAACAUAUCAAGACUUCUUUGACACAUUUAGUGCCGGGGUCAGAGUUCGAACGAUAUUUUGAGUUGUGGAGAAAUGUCAGUUAUACGGGUUACAACGAAAAGUAGAAAGGCAGAGAAAGAAUGUAGAAGAAAGAGGGAAAGAGUAAAGGCGGAGAAGUUAGGAUGUCAUUAACGUAGAUGCUAUUGUGCUUUUACAAAGGUAUCUCAAAAGGGAGUAGAAUGGAAGUUGUAUCUGACCUGGCAUCCUGUUUCUGUUAAAAACAACGAAGUAGACUGCCAUUUUCUGAAGUUCCUUUCUUGACAGUCCACUUCCUUCUGCCUUACAUUUCUAAAAUAAUGUGCGCUUGCGCAAAGUUAUGAAGCAAGAUGGCGUCUUCGCAACUUGGCAACAGGGAGAAGAAUGAAAGAAAAAAAAGCAACAGCUUUCGAAGAGACUUAAUAGGUCCGGAGUGCUGGAGUAUAAGACCCGAGUGUGUAGUAGCCGGCCAAGAAAGAGGAGAUGAUAUGACAAACUAUUCUCCCGUCUGCUAGUUGUGGAGAUGAUGUUAAGAUAUCAA